This is a messenger RNA of Saprolegnia parasitica CBS 223.65, 1312 nucleotides long. RefSeq lists its product as hypothetical. The transcript is spliced from 2 exons. The coding region runs from base 164 to 1312 and encodes 382 amino acids. Gene Ontology annotation, molecular function: hydrolase activity, hydrolyzing O-glycosyl compounds. The record is from RefSeq and is a predicted model, not a curated record. Gene Ontology annotation, biological process: cellulose catabolic process. Lineage: Eukaryota; Oomycota; Saprolegniomycetes; Saprolegniales; Saprolegniaceae.
CCGCUGCUUGGCGAGCCGCAGCAUGGGUGACCAGUAGGUGCUUUCGCAUCGCUGCACCACGGGCAUGAGCGUUCGCCAACACGGGCGGGUCUGGUCUGCACGCGUUGCACAGAAAUGACACACGUCAUUGGCUCGGCCAAUUGGCGCGCGCUUAGAUAACACCAUGACGUGGCAAGCGGAGAACGCAAGGUUCAGGCAACGACGACCAGAUUGGCAAUGCCGAACAUGGAGCACGUUGCUUCAAGGCGUGGCGACAGCGAUGAAUGGCUCCGGGCCGUGGGCGAGGAAACCUCGCUGGUCAUCGCACAAACCAACUUGCCUUGCUAUGGUGUCGUUGUUCCGCCUCGCGCUCGCGGCUUGCUUGAUGCCCGACGUCUUUGCGUCUCUUGGCCUCUGCUCGGCGGUCAAGCCGUACUCGUACUCGCUGGCAAAGGUCCAAUUCCCGCACCUCAAGGCCGCGCUUGAGACGGUGGAAACCCAGCCAAUCGCAACGUGGUACACGGACCGCGACAUCGACUCCAAGCACCAAGCCGCGCUCGCCGUCGGCAACUGCCCCAAGGGUAGCCGCCCGACCAUUGUCGUCUACGGUCUCCCCAACAAAGAUUGCCAGGACCACCACUCGACCGACGGCGCCAACAAGACGCCGGAACAGUACGUUCAGUUCUUGACGGACCUCAGCACGACCGUCGGCGACAACAACGUCGUGUACAUCCUCGAGCCAGACGCCGUCGGUCUCCUCGUCGGAGGCUCGGCGUGCGCGACGACGUUCGAGUACGAGCGCAACCUCAUCAACGCCGUGUCGCUCCUCGGGCGCAACCCGCAGGCCGACAUCUACAUUGACAUUGGGUUCUGGGUGCUGGGCCCAGCCAACGAUGCCAAGAUCGCGCGCGUGCUCUCCAAGCUGGACCCGACGGGCACCCGCCUUAAGGGCAUCUCGAUCAACACGUCCAACUUCCGCACCACGUCCGAGCUCGUGCAAAUGUGUGGCAACUUCUCGGCGACGGCGCGGGCGACGGCCAACCGGACCGUCACGUGCGUUCUCGACGUCUCGCGCAACUUUGCAGGGCCCGACCCGACGAGCCAGUGGUGCAACCCGAAGGGCCGCGGCAUUGGACGCCCGCCGACCAUCCUCUCAGGCGAGCGCCUCAUCGACUACAUGCUCUGGAUCAAACCGCCGGGCGAGAGCGACGGCAACUGCAACGGUGGCCCGACCGCGGGCGCGUUCUUCCUCGACGGCUUUGUCGAGCUCUGGAACAACGGCUACUUUGUGCAAGCCAAGGGUAUGAACAAGGUGUCGGCCAUCGCGCCGUAG